This is a messenger RNA of Nicotiana tabacum (common tobacco), 851 nucleotides long. The record is from RefSeq and is a predicted model, not a curated record. NCBI's taxonomy places the organism in Eukaryota, Viridiplantae, Streptophyta, Magnoliopsida, Solanales, Solanaceae.
UCUUUUUUCUUUUCCCUAAAGUCUUUGUAAUUGUUGGGCGUUGAAGCAAACCCAUAGAACCAAAAGCAGCAGCAGCGAAACUGAGAGAUGGUGGAGUUGAAAGCAAAGUGGUUGAAGAAAGCAGUGAUUCCUUCCACUGUUAUAGAGCAUCCUUCCCCGGGCAAUCUCCAGUCUACUCGUCUUGCCCUUCAUGUGAAUGAUGAUAACAAUUCUUCUUGUUGGGUCUAUGUAGCUUCUGGUUGCCAUAUUUACAGACUUCUUAUUCCGAUGAAAAGUUCACUGAUCAACCUAGGAAAGGGGGACCUCCUAAUUCCUGAACAAUGUGAGGUUCUAGAGGCCUCAGUGGUCAAUCGCUGCCCCCAUCGGUCAGAAAUCCAAAGCAUAGUGCUAGCUGAAACUGAAAGCACUGGUUGCUUAACACUGGGAAGCGUGGAUUCUUAUGGUCACCUUAUUGUCUCAAGAUUAGAUGCCAGUGGUAAAGAUGUCAACAGGCUUACGUAUUCUGUCUCUCCUCGAGAUUGUGGUGUUGGAGAAGGUAGCUGGGCAGGCCUUUGCUUCAACCCUACUCAAUGGUCCAUGGCAGCUGUGGCUCACAGUUUCUCCAAAACCGUAGAUGUUUAUGACCAAGAUAUUCAUCUCCGCACUUUACGUACGUAAGUACCUAUCUUUGGUUUGGAGACAGCAGUUAUCCUUUACAGUAUCAUCUCAAACCGUUCAUUCUAUUUCUUGCUACUGUGUUCUCCGGUUCUACACACACUCUCUUUUGGUGUUGUCCCCUCGUCUUUAUUUUCAUUAAUGUGGUGCUUAUGCUUUCCUGAGCCGAGGGUCUAUUGGAAACAAUCUCUCUAUCC